Messenger RNA from Micromonas pusilla CCMP1545, 1200 nucleotides. RefSeq lists its product as uncharacterized. Lineage: Eukaryota; Viridiplantae; Chlorophyta; Mamiellophyceae; Mamiellales; Mamiellaceae. The record is from RefSeq and is a predicted model, not a curated record. The coding region runs from base 1 to 1200 and encodes 399 amino acids. Gene Ontology annotation, molecular function: protein binding. The transcript has 2 exons.
AUGGACUCCGAAGGCGGCGAGAGCUGCUCCGCGAUCUGCGCGGAGCAGCCGUUCGACGUUCGAUUCCAUCCGACGAAGAACGGCGCGCUGUUCUGCGCGUCCCUCGUCACCGGCGAGGUCGAAGUGUGGGAGCACUCCAUCGAGGACGAGGCGUGCACCCUCCUCAAGACGCUGAAAUGCCACGACGACGCGUGCCGCUCGAUCGCGUUCGCGAACGACGGCGCGCUGCUCCUGUCGGGGGGCUCGGACCGAUCCAUCCUCGCGUCGGACGUCGCCACCGGCGCGGCGGUCGCGCGGCUCGAGAACGCGCACAAGGCGGCGAUCAACAAGCUCGUCGCCCUCGACGCGAACAUUCUGGCGACCGGGGACGACGACGGCGUCGUCAAGGUGUGGGACACGCGGACGCGACGCGCGUGCGGAUCGUUCGCGCCGUUCGUGGAUUUCGUCUCGGACAUUUACCACGUCCCCGCGUCGGCGGCGGCGGACGUGGACGACGCGGUCGCGAACGCCGCUUCCGCGGCCGCGGGUAACCCGGCAGGGACGCUCGUCGUCGCCUCCGGCGACGGCACGAUCGCGCACCUGAACCUCGCGACGUGGAAAGAGCUCGGGCAGAGCGACAACCUCGAGGACGAGCUGCUGUCGUGCUGCGUGAUGAAGCACGGGAAAAAAGCCGUCGCCGGGUCGCAGGGCGGCAUCUUAAACAUCUUCGACUACGGCGAGUGGGAGGACAUAAGCGAUCGGUUCCCCGGGCACCCGAGCAGCAUCGACGCGAUCGUCAAGGUGGACGAGGACACCAUCUUGACCGGCAGCGCGGACGGAUUGAUUCGCGUCAUCAACAUUCAUCCGAAUAAGAUGUUGGGGCUCGUGGGCGAACACGGGGAGAUGCCCGUGGAGCGGAUGGACCUGAGCGUCGGGAACCAGUGGCUCGCGACCGCGUCGCACGACCGGAGCGUGAAGUUGUGGAGCGUCGGGUACUUGUGGGAGGAAGACGACGACGAGGACGACUUAAAGGAGAAGGUGGGCGAGGAGGAGGAGGAGGAGGAGGAGGAUUCCGACGACUCCGACGACGACGGCGGCGGCGGUAAGCGGAAGCGGAAGCAGGGGAAAAAGAAGAAGGGGAAGAAUAAGGUCAAGGACGCGCACGCGGCGAGGGCGGACGCGAAGAAGCGCACCGCAAAGAAGUUUUUCGAGGGGCUGUAG